GCGUCGGGCUUGACGUCAGAGCGGCAGGAGGGAGCGGCUCUGGUCGAGAGACGUUCAGGGACCGCGGGAGAGAGAGCGACGCGCAGCACAGCGGACGGGUGGAUGACUACAGGCAGUCAGGAUGCGUGAAUACAAACUGGUUGUUUUAGGAUCAGGAGGCGUCGGGAAGUCAGCGCUGACGGUCCAGUUUGUUCAGGGAAUCUUUGUGGAGAAAUACGACCCGACGAUAGAAGACUCCUACAGGAAGCAAGUGGAGGUGGACGGACAGCAGUGCAUGCUGGAGAUCCUGGACACGGCUGGAACAGAGCAGUUCACGGCGAUGAGGGACCUGUACAUGAAGAACGGCCAGGGCUUCGCUCUGGUUUACUCCAUCACGGCUCAGUCCACCUUCAACGACCUGCAGGACCUGAGAGAGCAGAUCCUCAGAGUGAAGGACACCGAGGACGUUCCCAUGAUCCUGGUGGGGAACAAAUGUGACCUGGAGGUGGAGCGGGUGGUGGCCAAGGAGUCGGGCAUCGGCCUCGCCCGUCAGUGGAACUCCUGCGCCUUCCUGGAGACCUCGGCCAAGAGCAAGAUAAACGUCAACGAGAUCUUCUACGACCUCGUGCGGCAGAUCAACAGGAAGACUCCAGUUCCGGGAAAUAUUCGUAAAAAGACCAACUGCCAGCUUCUCUAAUGACACUUCUGACUCGACCGACAACCUUCAAACCAACCAAUCACAGAACAUCUUCCAGCUGGCCACGCCCCUUUAACACGACCACCGCAUCGUCAAAAUCCGCCACGGCAAAUAAAAAGAAUAAAAAAAAUAAAAAACACCAAACAUCAGAUGAUGAUGAUGAUGAUGGAGGAGGAGGGCGGCCUGUCCAAACAACUGCCCAGAUUAAAACUUCAGUUCCCAUCAUGCUCUCUGCUGAGGCGCUCUGAGCUGGGGGAGCUGCCUCACGCCUUUUUGAUUUUAAACUUUUCCUUUCUUUUUUUUUUUUUUUUCUUCAUUUCUUUUUCUUUUCCUUAGUUUUUUUCCGGCGUUCUGAAUCCAAUCGCAUGCAGCUUGCCACGGUGACGGCUGUCUGUGUGCACCGCUCUGGUUGAGCCUGUGGAUCCUCUACAGUGACUAUUAUUAUUAUAUUAUUAUUAUUAUUGCAGUGCUUAUUAUAAUUCUGUGUAAAAAAAAAAAAAAUUUAAAGUCAGUUGAUGUUUUUAGUUAACAUUUUUUGGGUGGGCGGGGCUAACGGCGCACAGCGGGUCAUGGAGUCAGCUCACUGUGUUGCUAAAAAGGACCAAGGUGGCGGAAA
Molecule: messenger RNA, 1292 nt
Organism: Fundulus heteroclitus (mummichog)
Lineage: Eukaryota; Metazoa; Chordata; Actinopteri; Cyprinodontiformes; Fundulidae
Product: ras-related protein Rap-1b
Exons: 8
Coding region: 122-676 (184 amino acids)
Biological process (GO): negative regulation of synaptic vesicle exocytosis; Rap protein signal transduction; cellular response to cAMP
Cellular component (GO): plasma membrane
Molecular function (GO): GTPase activity; GTP binding; GDP binding
Source: RefSeq, a predicted model, not a curated record